AUGUGGUCGUCGUGGUCACGUCGGGUCGUUGGUGGCCGGAUCGCCACCGCGGCCGCAAUGUCCGCCGGCCGUUGGCAGCCGAAACAACCGCAGCCGCAGCCGCCGACGUCGCCGCAUCCCCAUCAUCAUCUGCUGCACCAUUGCCGCCGUCUGCACCAGUCAUAUUCCCGGCGGUUUGCGACGGACGAUAACCCCGCACGCGCCGUUACCGCGUUGCCGCUGCGAUGCACGAAAAAGAAAUCGGCCCUGACGUCGGCCAAGCACCUGGUAGACGAGAAGACGGUACGCGUGGUGGGCGGCCGGGGCGGCAACGGCCGCGUGUCGUUCAUGAAGUUGUUCGGCAACGAGAACGCCGGCCCGGACGGCGGGGACGGCGGUAACGGCGGCCACGUGGUGUUCCGGGCGUCCGAGAACGUCACCGGCCUGGCACACUUGGUCGUAGAGAUCCGGGCGGACGACGGCGAGAAGGGUUACAACAAGGACUGUCACGGCAAGGGCGCCGAACACCGGUUCGUGGACGUGCCGGUCGGCACGGUCAUCAAAGACAGCGACGGCCGGGUGGUCGGCGAUCUCGCUCGGCCCGGCGUCAUGUUCGUGGCAGCCAGGGGCGGGGCGGGUGGCCACGGGAACCGGUACUUCGCGACGGACACGGAACAGGCGCCCGAGGUGGCCGAAGUGGGCGGCGCCGGCGAAUCGUUACGGUACACGCUGGAGCUGAGCAGUAUCGCCGACUUCGGGCUGCUGGGCUUUCCGAACGCGGGCAAGAGCACACUGUUGCGGGCCAUCACCCGGGCCCGGCCCAAGGUGGCACCGUACCCGUUCACCACGUUACAGCCGUACGUGGGCGUUGUCCGGUACAGCGACAUGGAAACGAUCGCCGUGGCCGAUUUGCCCGGGCUCAUCGAAGACUCGCACCGCAACCACGGGUUGGGCAUAUCGUUCCUGCGGCACGUGCAGCGGUGCAUGGCCCUGAUGCUGGUCGUCGACCUGUCGCUGCCCGAGCCCUGGUCGUACGUGCACACGCUCCGCAACGAGGUCCGGUGUUUCUCGGAGACGAUACUCGCCCGGCCGCAGUUGAUCGUGGCCAACAAGAUCGACGCGGACGGCGCGGCCGACAAUCUGGUCGCGCUCCGCGAACGGUUGCCCGACGACACGAUCAUCGAGAUAUCCGCCAAACACGGUGUCAAUUUGGAACGGUUGCUCGUGCACAUGAAAUCGAUGUACGACCAAAGGGUCGGCGGCGAGUCGCCCGCAGAUGAACACGACUGA
Messenger RNA from Cinara cedri, 1269 nucleotides. NCBI's taxonomy places the organism in Eukaryota, Metazoa, Arthropoda, Insecta, Hemiptera, Aphididae. The record is from the annotation of a GenBank genome assembly.